This is a messenger RNA of Sarcophilus harrisii (Tasmanian devil), 5701 nucleotides long. RefSeq names its product microtubule associated protein tau (gene MAPT). Gene Ontology annotation, biological process: microtubule cytoskeleton organization; neuron projection development. The record is from RefSeq and is a predicted model, not a curated record. Gene Ontology annotation, molecular function: microtubule binding. The coding region runs from base 213 to 3017 and encodes 934 amino acids. The transcript is spliced from 13 exons. Lineage: Eukaryota; Metazoa; Chordata; Mammalia; Dasyuromorphia; Dasyuridae. Gene Ontology annotation, cellular component: neuron projection.
AAGGCUGCAGAAGCGAUGCAGGAGGCAUCCAGGGGUCCUCUCCUGUCCGUGCUUUUGUGACUCUGGGGGUGUCUGGGUUAAGUCUGAGCUGGCUGCCCGCACCGCUCCCCCCUUCCCCUCAGGGAAAAGCCCCCAGGUCCCUCUGACGAGACAAAGGCCCCAGGCUGUCGGGAGAAGGGGGUGUGUAUGGGGGGGGAGAAAAGUGUGUGCGCAUGCGCUGGGGCGCGAGCGCGCGCCUGUCGGUGCCGGGGAACCCAGGCUCGAGGGUGGGUAAGGGAGGGAUUGGGGUUGAAAUUCACGGGGUGUGGAGGGGGAAAGAGAGAACCACGGGGGGGAAAGGAAAGAAGACUUGCGGUAGGGGCGACGGAGAGACCGGAGGGCCGCGCUCCCGGUCGCUUGAGGGCUCCCUCUGGCGGCCGGAGGAGAAGACGGCGGCGGGGAAGGGAGGGCGCUUGAGGCGGGGAGUCGCGCUUGCGCUCGCGCUCGCGCUCGCUCUCCGGCUCUCCACUUGCUGCCUCCUCUGGGCCUCCGCCCCCGCACUGCUGCUGCCGCUGCUGCUGCUGCUGCUGCCGCUGCUGCUGCUGCUGCUGAGUUACUCCGUUCGCGGGGAGGCGCCGUGGUCGCGCACUCUGAUCCUCGGUUGCGCGCGCCCGCUUUCGCCCACCAACACCCACCUCCGCCCACCAUCCACCGCCACCCAUCGCCGCCGCAUCCGCCACCGCCACCACCUUUUCCGCGCUCCGCACUCACCUCGCUCCGGCCAAGCAGGCAACUCUCUAAACAGGAUGGCUGAGCAAAGACCAAGCUUCAACAUGAUGGAAGACCACGCUGGGAACCAGCAGAUUCAUUCUGGAGAACCAUUCCAGAUAGGAGGAGAGAGGAAAGACAUGGCUUCUCAAGGCGGUUAUACUCUGCUGCAGGACACCGAAGAUGACACGGGGCAUGGCUUGAAAGGAUAUUCUCCACACAUCCCAGCUGAUGAUGGAUCGGAUGAACAGGUCUCUACAACUUCUGCUAAGAGCACUCCAACUACAGAAGAUGUAACAGCUCCCUUAGUGGAUGAGCAGGAACAUGAAGAUCAGACUGCAGCCCAGGUGGAGAUACCUGAAGGAACCACAGCUGAAGAAGCAGGUAUUGGAGACACACCUAACCUGGAGGACCAAGCAGCAGGAGAUGUUUCCCAAGAGGAAUUCAGAGUCUCAGCAGAGUGUCAGAGGGAAGAGUCAGAGAUCCUGGAUUUCUCAACCAAUGAGAUUAAAUCUCAGAUGCGUCAGGUAAGCUUGGAAGAAACUUUUCAGAAACCACAGAUGCCUUUGAGGGGAAAAGAACCCGAAGAGCCAGAGAUGACUGUCCCCCUUACCUCUCAAGACAAUUUGGCUUCCCCAGAGGCACCUAGCCUGGAGGAAGGGAUUAAGGAGACAGACCCAGCUUUAAGGCAGAAAACUAGAAACAGAGCUGAGCAGAGUUUGACAUCUCCCAAGCCCAUCGUGCUGGAAAGCUCAAAACCAUCAGGAUUCCAUGAGGAUUUCAAAGUGGGGGUUGAAGGCCAUGACGUCCAUGAAAGCUUUCUUAGUGAACCAGGACAUUUUGGCUCUGAGGCCAUUGGCCAAGAUGCCAUUACUAUUCCUGGAGAACUAGUGUCCAAUAUGUCUGGGGAUUACUCAUUGGCACUGCCUGUGAAAGAGAGGGCCACGGUAAGGGAGGAUGAUGAAGAUCGUGACAUCGAUGAAUCCUUACCCCAAGAUUCACCUCUUCCUUCCCAGCUUUCUCCAAGACCAGAGAGUUUCCAACCUCAAGAAGUAUCUGUCCCUUCCGAGGCUGCUAAGGAAACUUUUGCAGUCCCUCAUUUACCAAGAGAACAUCAUAUCGAAAUUCCUCUGCCUGAUGAUUUUCUCUCCAAAAUUCCCCCAGAGAUGCCAGUAAUUGAAAGGGACCUGCCUGCAGUAGGUCAGGUAGCAACUGAAGGCAGUGAUGACCUCUUUAGUUUAGAAUCAUCCGAGAGUGUUGCGCAAGUGGAUAUCAAAGCUAAUGUCCCAAAGGAGCAAGAAUUGUCAGAGUUGGGCUCUGAAGAUACACUGAGUGGGGAGCUGGAGAGCCCGGAUGCCCCAGUGCAAGAGGGUCCAAAAACACCAGAAAAGCAGCCCAUGCGUUCGUCAUCCGGGAAGCCAGUCAGUCGGGUUCCUCAGUUAAAAGCUCGUAAAGGCAGCGCAACUGGAAGUGAUGAGAAAAAAGCCAAGACAUCCACACCUUCCUCUGCUCAAACCUUCCUGAAAGGUAGACCAACCAUUAGCCCUAAACGACCCUCUCCUGUUAGCUCAGACCCUUCGCUCCCACCCUCCAGCCCAGCUGUGUCCUCAGGACCAGGUUCCUCUCCUAAACACGUCUCUUCUGUCACAUCCCAUACUGGCAGUUCUGGAGCCAAAGCAAUGAAACCCAAGGGGGCAGAUAAUAAAAGCGGCAUAAAAAUGGCCACUCCCAGGACGGCGGCACCUUCGGGUCAGAAAGGACCAGCCAACGCAACCAGAAUUCCGGCCAAAACAUCAGCCCCAAAGACACCUCCAAGUGCUGGUGAAUCAACAAAAUCUGGAGACCGAAGCGGCUACAGCAGCCCCGGCUCCCCAGGGACUCCUGGCAGCCGGUCCCGUACACCCUCUCUGCCCACACCCCCAACCAGGGAGCCGAAAAAGGUGGCUGUUGUCCGUACACCACCCAAGUCCCCGUCUUCAGCCAAGAGUCGCCUUCAGACUUCUACAGUUCCCAUGCCAGACUUGAAAAAUGUCAGGUCCAAGAUUGGGUCCACUGAAAACUUAAAACACCAGCCAGGAGGUGGAAAGGUGCAGAUAUUUAAUAAGAAGCUGGAUCUUAGCAACGUCCAGUCCAAGUGUGGCUCAAAGGAUAAUAUCAAACACGUCCCAGGAGGAGGCAGUGUAACCACUGUUUCUUCCCAUGACUAUCAAGCAGAAAACACUUUUCCUGAUGGAAGGACUACAGGCUGGGGAAAUUCUGACCUCCUAUAAAUUGAACAAGAGCUGUUUGUUCCUGCCUUUCCACUGUUUUCUUCUCAACCUUAAAACCUGGACCAGGCCUCAUCUCCAAAUAUUUCAAGUUAUGUAUUACCUAAGCCAGACUUCUCACCCGGACUCCAAGUUACUUGCCGCCCUUCCACUCUCCCCAUUCCCAUUCUCCCAAUCAGCCUCCACCACCCCCUGCUUUUUCUUGCUCAGGCUGAAAGAAAAAUGAGCCUUGUUCACUCUACUACCCCUGUGCCCUUCCACAUGCACAUACAUGUUGUGGUACAUGGCUAAUAGCUUUCAGGAAGAAGCCUGUCAUUGUGGGUAGAGGGUGGGCCUUGGAGGCUAUACAAUAUGAGUUCAAGAACUGACUCUGAUUCAUACCACUUGGGUAACCUCUCAGUGUCCCAGGCAAUUCACUAAAACUCCAAGCUACAGAUGAACUGCUAGUCUACAUUGGCAGACAAUGUCAAUAAACAGAGUUUCUCAUGCUUAUGAAAUCAUGAGUCUGGACCCAAAAAAAACUACCACCAGGCCAAGCACCAGGGAUGGAAGGUGGAAUGAUUGAAUUUUCUAGUUAAUCAAGAAGAGCCCUUUUUUCAUUCAGAUUUCAUUUCUUAAAAAUCUACCCUGUUAGGACAUGGUCUUGCCUUAGUGAUUCAUAAGUAAAAAAGAUUGCCUUUUUUCUUGGUGACUAGAGCUCUUGCAGGGAUGUUACCUUUGGGAAUGAGAGAGAUGCCCUGGUAGGGUCUACGAGAUUCCUUUCAUUUCUAGAGCUAUAGCAUUCAGAAGGCACAGUGGAUAGGGUGCAGACCUAGUGUCAAGAAGAUCCAAGCUCAAAUGUGACUUCAAACACUUGCUUGUAACUGUGUGACAUUAGACAAGUCACUUCACUGGUGUCUUCCCCAGUUUCAUCUCUAACAUGGGGAAGAAGAUAAAAGAGCAACAACCUUCUAUGGUUGUCAUGAGUAUAAAAAUGAGAUCAUAUUUGUAAAGUAUCUUACAAACUUAAAGUGAUGUAUAAGUUCUAUUAUUAUUAUUAUUAUUAUUAUUAUUAUUGUUCUAAUAUUUGAUCAGUUCUCUAUUUACAAGAUGGUAGAGGUAGACUGAGAACAUCUGAGGGAUUGGAUUGAAUCUUUAGCAGUUUCUCCAGUCAUAUAUUGGAAGCUCCUUUUUGAAUAGAUGAACUCUUGAUACCCUGGAUUCUUUUCCUUUAAUAUGUCCUUUUUUGUGAAAGGUAAAGAUUUGGGUGGGGAAGACUUUGAGUUAUUGAGCUUGUCAGAAGUUAUUUCUAUUAACACAAAUCUCCAUUCCAAAGUACUGGUUUGUUUUGUUGUUCUUACUGGAUACCAUUAGCCCAUGAAAGGAUUUGGGGUUUUUUUAAGGGGGAGCAGGGCACUCUGAAGCAAUGUGCCUGAGGAGAACCCCAAAGUGAAAUUAGGGCAAACUGAAUUCACCUCAUAGGUUCAUGUGUGAAAAUGUUUUGCAAACUAAAGUUGACAAGCCUUUUUCAACUGCAACUGCUAUUAUCCUGGUGACACUCUAGUUAUUACAGUGGUCUAAUAGCCACUUAUGCUGAUAGGAACAAUCAGUUAAAUAAACCAUUAAGUAGAGAAUAGAGGUGUCAAACUGAAUAUAAAUUACUGGUGUGUGUGUGUGUGUGUGUGUGUGUGUGUGUGUGCACAGAGACUCAUGUCUCUGCUUUUAACAUGCACACACACAAGAACCAGGAAGGGCAAAAAGGAUAAUAGGAGAGAAAAAGUUCAGACAGGGCAAAGUAUGGGAUCUCCAUCACAACCUGUGUGAACUCUGCUUCAGCAUCAAGAAACGGUCCCCAAGAGAAGCAGCCAUGAUUCCUCACCUGCCAAUCCCAGGGCCGCACCCCACACACAGUCCCCCAAGGCUGAGCGGACCCCUUUCAGGGAACUUUGAGAAAGUCCCUUCUGGUCCCCAUGCCCCCGAGAUCACAGCCAGCCCUCCCGUGAGGGGCCUCAGGAGCCAAACAGUGCCCUCAAGCAUGGCACGUCAUGAUGGAGAGGCUCUCCACCCCUGCAGGCCCCAGAAGGACCUAACCCUAACCCUAAAUGCACCUUUUUGGGGGGUGGGAGUCUUUUAUUGUUGUUCUCCCUGCUUCCUGACUAUUUUACUACUCUCUGCUCUCAAAUGGUGUUUUCACCCACUCGGAAUCGCCCCAGCCCUUCCUGCCACAUUGCCGAGUGGUGCUAGAGGAAAUUCACUAACUCGGCUUGGGCCGGCCUCUGGUACUCCCAGAGCCCUCCCUGCCACCGGGCAAGGCGUGGACUCUUCCCCCUCUCGAUUCACUCUCAGAUUCUCCCAUCCCCUGCCCCAGACCUCUUCCUCCAGCUCUUACAGCGCAUCCUUCUCAGGUGCUCCCCUUAUUCUUUAUUUAUUGUCCUCCGCCAGGAGGUCCUCAUCUUCUCUCUCCUUGAUGCCGUUCUGCAGCGGAGACCGCCCUUCUCUAUUCCAAGAUGUAUCUUUGAUCCCCAACUGCCCUCUUUUCUCUGCCAGCUUGCCCCUCCAUUGUCCCUUUCCCCCUCUAAUCGUCAAUUUGUCUUUCUCUGUUGGCUCCUUCCUGGGCCUACGUGUGUCCAGAGAGGACUCAUCUCUUAGAAAAGCUUUGUUGUCCCCAGAAACCAGUUCUUAACCCAGUUUAUAAACCUUUUGAUAUA